Messenger RNA from Oldenlandia corymbosa var. corymbosa, 4952 nucleotides. The record is from the annotation of a GenBank genome assembly. Lineage: Eukaryota; Viridiplantae; Streptophyta; Magnoliopsida; Gentianales; Rubiaceae.
CGAUGAUGAAAUUAACGCCCCGAAGAAAUAAGACAAGAAAAUUCAGUGUGAGAAAAUGUGAGAUAAAAAAAAAAAAGACAAAAAAAGUCCGUCUUUUCCCACUGUCCACUUCCUUAAUGUGCUCCCCAUAGCCAUAUAUAUAUAAAGCUCCAUCACCUCUUUGUCUCUUUCAUCUCUCUUUUCACACUCUUCUCGCCGGAGGAGUUUUAGAACAACUGUAAAAAUUUUGGGCCUCCUUUUUUUUUUUUUUUUUCAAAUCAUUAGAUUUUCUUGUCUUUAUUCAUCUUUCUUAUCCAGCUUCUUCUUCUUCUUCUUGGAAGAUUCAAUCAGGAAAUACAGAUAUAAAAGUGAGUAUUCUAUACUACUGCUACAUCAUGUUACUCUGUUUUCUUUCUUUUAUAUUUCAUGUCGGUACUACUUUUUCUUCUUCACGGUUCAAUCGAAUUUUUUUUCUUAGUCAUUGAUAUCCCUUUUCUGUUCUUCAUUAUUGGUUUCCAGCUCCAAAGAAUUGCCGGAUACUGGGUCGAUUUCAACUUUCUUGGUGUUCAAUUCUAUAAAGAUUGUUCUUGCAAGAUUGAAAGUUGGAAAUCCCACUAUUGCAUCACCGCCUUCUAUCUGAUCUGAGGUAAGAACGAAUAACCCAAUUCUCAAUUCCUUUUCACGAGGAGCGCUUUCACUUUCAAAAUUUCAAACUUCGAAAGGAAUCGCCAUGGACAUCAUUGUUAUAUACUUGUUUAAUAAUUGGGUGGCGCUUUUCAACUUUUCAUUCUGGAAGAUUAUUAAAAAUUAUGGGUCAAAAAGAAAAAAAAAGCCGGGUCCUUUUUCCCAAUUUCUAAAAUCAACAUUUGUUCUGGUCUGGGUCAAGACUCAUCGAUUCUGAUUAACUUUUAGUGACUGCUUUCUUUGUUCAUUCAAUUUCCGGUAGCAGUUUUCAGCCAGUUGCUUGUGGUCCUCCUAGAAGUAGAAGUGUCAAUUUCCCGGAAGUUCCAGUUUCAGAUUUGAUACCAUUUAAUUUUUGUCCUCUCAGCUUCUUUAGGGUAAAAAUAAUUAAAAUUUUUUUCCCUGCAAUUAUUCAUGAAUCAUAUACUACAACGAUACAAUGAAUGAUGAUGAUGCCCCGAAGAACACGACCGCGUGGGUAUAGCUGGAGGUGGUGUUUUUGUCUAGUUGUUCAUACGGCAUCACAAUCUCCGGAUAUUUAUUUCUUCCUCAUUUUGUGGAUUUUAAAAUGUCUUUCACAAAGUGAAUUUCUUUCCCACGCGCGAUUCUCACGCGUGCUUGCCACGUCUCACCUAUAUUGAGCUUACUGUAUUGCUCUCAGCUGCCACGUGUCUGUUGGACAAUAGUGACACCUAGUCAUCAUGGUGGGCCUACAUGGAUUAAUUUAAUUCAACUUAAAUUAGUCAAACUGGCGCUCCCCAUUUCUUCAAUUAAUAUUGCAAAAGGCCUUUUUGAUCGGCCCAAGGAAACUUCCUCUUUGUACUGUUUGCAUCCAACUGGCCAUUUGGGGCUAUUGGGCCGGCAAAUGCCAAUUUUCCGUGAUUUGCCGCCCACCUGUUUUUCACCUAAAUUAGCAACAUUGCACUUGUUUUUCUUUUUGGUCAGAGGUUGCUGAUGCAUGCUAAAGUUUUUGGAUAAAUAAUUAUUAUAUAUUCGUAAAGUUUCUUUAUUCUUAAGUUUUUGACGCUAAUGUUAGGACUCUUUGUAGUUUGUUUUGGCAUUUGGAUGUUCAUUUCGUUUCCAUGUCUACCUUGUUCAGCAUUGGAUUCUGUAAAGAUAAAUGUAUUUUGAUCAUUUUCUUUUUCUUAGUACUUGUUGCUCUAAUAAGGCUUCAUCUUCGUAGCAGGCGAAUUACUGCGGGACUAAGCUGCUUCAUCAAGUUCUGCUAAACCAGCAUCAUGGCUACUCCCUCGGUUAAGCAGAGCAAGAUGUUGAAGAGGGCUACAUCCAAAAAGACAUAUUCCUGGUGGUGGGACAGCCAUGUUAGUCCUAAAAAUUCGAAGUGGCUGCAAGAAAAUCUUGAAGAGAUGGACCAAAAUGUCAAACGGAUGUUGAAACUCAUCGAAGAGGAUGCAGAUUCAUUCGCAAAGAGAGCUGAAAUGUAUUACCAGAAGAGACCAGAGCUGAUCAGACUUGUUGAGGAGUUCUACCGAAUGUACAGGUCUCUGGCAGAGCGGUAUGAUAAUGUUACCGGAGAACUGAGAAGAAGUAUUCCUUCGGAUCUUCAGUCACAGGGCUCCGGCAUCUCUGAUGUAAGUUCUGAACCACCUUCUUCUAUGCCCUCCCCUGAUCAAAGGCCAAGUCGGCGUAAGUCAGGUCCUCGUGCUGCUGGCUUUGAAUUCUUUCUUGGGGCUGGCAAGACUGGCACAGACGCUUCCAAUAAAGAUGGUGAUGAAACAUCAACCUUGGACUCUGAAUCAGAAUCAGAUGAUUCUUCUGUUAAUAAUUAUGCGGCUACCCAGAGCAGUGAUGAUGACCAAGGCUUGAGACGGAGGAUAAUUGAAUUGGAGGUUGAACUUCGUGAUGUCAAAGAAAAACUUCAAAUGGCACGGGAAGAGAUUUCUGAAGACUCGGAGGGAGGACCCAAAAGUGAAAAUUCUGAAAACCUCUUGGCUAAAAUUGCUGGCUAUGAAGAAGAGUUGAAAAUUUCCCGGGAGAAAAUUAGACUAUCUGAAGAACAGAUAAGCUCUUUGAAAGAUGAACUCGAAAAGUACAAGAUAAUGGAUUCCUCCAGCGGCGUGCAUGGUGAGGUUGACAUAGUGCAAGAGGGAACAAGCAUGGUAGAAACAGGUCCUGAAGUGGAGAAACAGGUUACAGACAUGCAGGACUCGGAUGAGGGUUUAGGUGCAGUUGUGGAUUCAGAAUCAGAGCACAAAAUUAAUGCUCUAGAGGAAGAAGUAAAACUUACAAAAGAGAAGCUUCUUGAUUCUGAGAAGGAAGUUGCACGCUUAACCCUGGAACUUCAGAGUAAUGGAUCAUCAAUACAAUCUUUACAGGCUCAGUUGGGAUCAGCUCAGAAGGAUAUUUCAGCGUGGAAAAUUAAAAUUGAGAAAGAGAAAAGGGAGGUUUUGAAGUUGCAGGACAGAAUAGUGAGGUAUAAAUCUAAUUUAGCAGACCGUGAUCAAGAAAUCAGGGGAUUAAGAGAAACAGUUUCCAAUGCCAACAAGAGCUUAUCCGAGGAGAACACUCAGCUUCAGGCUGAAAUUACUCGGUUGAUGAAGGAGAAAACAUAUUUGGAGGAUAAUCUCAAAGAGAUGGACCUGCGCUGUCAGUCUUUGGAAGAGGAUAUCAGGCGUGUCAAAGUUGGAAAAGCGGAGAUGGAAACUACACUUGGGGCCGAGAUCGAGCAACUGAAGGCUGAAAUCUCUGAAAAGAGUGACCACAUUGAAGAAUUGAGCAAAAACUUGGAUGCACUGAAGGCAGAAAAGGAUGCACUGGACGCGAAAAUAGCCGGGCAUGUAGCAGAAAUCAAUUCUAAAGACAUCCAUAUUGAUGAGAUGAACAAGCACCUGCACCAAUUACACAUGGAACACAUGGAGUUGAUUUCCCGGGCUGAAGGAGCAUAUAAACAAACGGAAGAGUUGGGAUCAAAAAUCAAGGAGCUAGAGCUACAAGUAGAUAGGCAGCAAGAACUGAUCCUGGAAGGAGCAGAAGAGAAAAGAGAGGCAAUAAGACAAUUAUGCUUCUCACUUGAACAUUAUAGGAACGGUUAUCACCGGCUAAGGGAAGCUGUCAUUGGACACAAGCGACAUCCAGUGAUGGCAACAUAGAUUAACAGGCCUCUUUGGUGUUGGCUUGUCUUUCUGCCGGCAAAAAUCAGGGUUUGAUUUGCCUUUUUUUUUUUUGUUUUAUCUUGUCAUGUGGGUGUUUUUUGUAUACUCCUGCUUGUUCCUGGUUUUUGUGUGUCUUCCCUGUAGUAAAAGUCCAAUGGAUAGAUAAGUAGUAGAAUGUCAUAUCAACUGAAAUCUUUGAUAUGAUUUCUUUGGGUAUUCCCUCCUGGAUUUGGGAGAGUUCAAAUCAAGCUUGGCAUUUCUUUACCUUGAUCUUGAUGUGGAAUAUCUUCGACAGAUGAGUCUUUUUCUUUGGACGGCUGUUAUCUUUCCGUCUAUGUUUUUUCCAACUUCUUAAACUUAUUCUUACAUCCAAGCCCCAAAAAUCUAUGAUAUAGACGAACUAUACAAAGAUGAGUUACCAUGUGCUGAUGCCGGGACAGAGGAAUGAAAGAAUUGACCCAAAUUGCUUCUUUUCUGGCCAUUCUUCUCAUAAGCAGUAUAGAGGUAAUCAGUUGCCAAGUGUUUGUGUAUGGUUGAGCUUAACAAAAUGUCACCAGUUGAUAUGUUGAUAUGGGUUAUCCCAUGAUCAACAGCACAAGGACUACAGUAUAGUUACAGAGCUCGUCAAAUUUUGUUAAUAGUAAUGAAUGAGCUGACCACAGGAAUAUAUUCACUCGUUGAAUUCGUGAUGAAAACGCUCAACAUAAUUACAAUAAGUUCAUUAUUCAUCAAUUAAAUCAGGUUAUCAUAUUGCUGUUAAUUUACGUGAUUUUCAUGAACCACAGUAACAAAGCCAAGCACAACUGCAUCUAAAUGUGGAAGCAAAGGCCUGGAAAAGACUUUGGAAUUCGGAAGUUUCACCUAACUACCUCCAUCAUAUUUUCCAAAAUAUGGUAUUGCAUCUGUAUGAGAUCCUGUUAGACACUGGAGAAAGCGCCGGUUCAUAAAGACCUGAAGCUUCCAUUAGCUUUUUUUUUUUAUUAUAUAUAUAUACCUGCUUCUGGAGACUUUUGAGUGUCCACUGAGAGUGGAGAAGAUAAAAGACUCCUGAGAGUUGGGGUUCAUGAAUUGAUUAACGGGUCUUGUUUUCAUCAUCAUUCAUGACCAAAUUCACUGGGCAAAAUGAGAAGAAAUACUAUACUGAAAGAAGGGAGAAUCUCAGAGCCUUCAUUUAGUGUG